Melopsittacus undulatus (budgerigar) is the source of this 4706-nucleotide messenger RNA. It is a transcript of the gene WDR59, whose product is annotated as WD repeat domain 59. The coding region runs from base 367 to 3285 and encodes 972 amino acids. The transcript has 26 exons. Gene Ontology annotation, biological process: positive regulation of TORC1 signaling; cellular response to amino acid starvation. Gene Ontology annotation, cellular component: Seh1-associated complex; vacuolar membrane. NCBI's taxonomy places the organism in Eukaryota, Metazoa, Chordata, Aves, Psittaciformes, Psittaculidae. Gene Ontology annotation, molecular function: protein binding; signaling adaptor activity. The record is from RefSeq and is a predicted model, not a curated record.
CCCGCCGCCUGGGCUUGCGCUCGCCGCCUCAGUGGCUCUGCGGGUCACGGAGACAUCGUGCUUCGGCUGCUGCCCCACGAAGCAGAGCCCUCGACCCCAGGGGACUGCAGCAGGGCCGUAACGGCGGGGACGACGCCGCAGCUAGGCGGUCCGGGGAGGCCCGGCCGCGCUAGGGCCACCCCAGCCUUGAGACCCCGCCAGCUGCGGGGAACGCUCUGCCCCCGGUGCACCGAAUCGGGGCCAUGACCGGGGGGGCUGGGGUGUGCGAGAGUGAGUGAGGACUACAUUUCCUGUCGUCCCCCGCGCGGGGCGCCGCUCUGCUCAGGCGCGCUGCUGCCCGUCCCGCGGGAGCUGGGGCGGCCCAAGAUGGCGGCGCGCUGGAGCAGCGAGAAUGUGGUGGUGGAGUUCCGCGACGCCCAGGCGACUGCGAUGUCAGUGGAUUGCCUGGGACAGCAUGCAGUGCUCUCAGGCCGCCGUUUCCUCUACAUAGUCAAUCUGGACGCACCAAACGAGGGGCAUCGAAAGAUCUCACGACAGAGCAAGUGGGACAUAGGGGCAGUGCAGUGGAACCCGCAUGACAGCUAUGCAUACUACUUUGCAGCUUCAAGCAAUCAGCGUGUUGACCUGUAUAAGUGGAAGGAAGGGAAUGGGGAAGUCUGCACAUCACUGCAAGGACACACGCGUGUCAUCAGUGACCUGGACUGGGCAGUGUUUGAGCCAGACCUGCUGGUCACCAGUUCUGUUGACACAUACAUCUACAUCUGGGACAUCAAAGAUACCAGGAAGCCUACAGUCUCGCUCUCUGCAGUUGCUGGAGCUUCCCAGGUGAAAUGGAACAAGAAGAAUGCCAACUGUUUAGCAACAAGCCAUGAUGGGGAUGUCCGAAUAUGGGACAAAAGGAAACCCAGUACUGCAGUAGAGUACUUGGCAGCUCAUCUCUCUAAAAUCCAUGGUCUGGAUUGGCAUCCUGACAAUGAGUAUACACUGGCCACUUCAAGCCAGGACAACUCUGUCAGGUUCUGGGAUUACCGUCAGCCUCGGAAAUACCUUAAUAUCCUUCCCUGCCAGGUUCCUGUCUGGAAGGCAAGGUACACGCCUUUCAGCAAUGGGCUGGUGACAGUAAUGGUCCCCCAACUCCGCCGGGAGAACAGUCUCCUUCUCUGGAAUGUCUUUGACUUGAACACGCCUGUCCACACCUUUGUGGGACAUGAUGAUGUGGUGCUGGAAUUUCAGUGGAGGAAGCAAAAAGAAGGUUCUAAAGACUACCAGCUGGUUACGUGGUCCCGUGAUCAGACUCUGCGCAUGUGGCGGAUUGACUCUCAGCUGCAGAGGCUAUGUGCUAAUGAUAUCCUGGAUGGAGUGGAGGACCUCAUAGAUGGGAUUUCUCAUCUGCCAGAGCCAGACAAGACCCUUCACUCACAGGACUCGGAGCCCCAGCAUAACUCUGGACAUGGGGAUGAGGAAGCCUUAAAAGAAGAUUUCCUGAGUGACCCACUGGUGGGAAAGAAAACAGAGCAAUUGGGGCUGCCCCAAACACUGCAGCAAGAGUUCUCGCUGAUCAAUGUGCAGAUCCGAAAUGUCAAUGUGGAGAUGGAUGCGGUGAGUCGUAGCUGUACAGUGUCAGUGCAUUGUGGCAACCACAGAGUCAGGAUGCUGGUGAUGUUCCCUGUCCAGUAUCCCAAUAAUGCUGCACCGUCCUUCCAGUUCAUCAACCCAACUUCAAUCACUGCUUCCAUGAAGGCAAAGCUGCUGAAGAUACUGAAAGACACUUCUCUGCAGAAAGUGAAGCGGAACCAGAGCUGCCUGGAGCCCUGCCUGCGUCAGCUGGUCUCCUGGCUGGAGUCUGUUGUGAACCAAGAGGACAGUACAUCCAGCAAUCCCUACGCUUUGUCCAACUCCGUAACACCCCCCUUGCCCACGUUCGCCCGGGUCUCCAAUGCCUAUGGCUCAUACCAGGACUCUAACAUACCAUUUCCACGGACCUCUGGAGCCAGGUUCUGUGGUGCAGGGUACCUGGUGUAUUUCACGAGACCAAUGACCAUGCACCGUGCGGUGUCCCCUAUGGAGCCCACGCCCAGGUCCCUGUCAGCUUUAUCAGCAUACCAUAGUGGCCUCAUUACUCCAAUGAAGAUCCGCACAGAGACUCCAGGCAAUCUGCGUUUGUACAGCGGGAGUCCAACACGCAGUGAGAAGGAGCAAGUCUCCAUUAGCUCCUUCUACUACAAAGAGAGGAAAUCAAGGAGGUGGAAAAGCAAACGAGAGGGGACAGAUGCCAACAACCGACCCAUUAAAGCUGCCGGGAAAGUUAUUAUCCAGGAUAUUUCCUGCUUGCUGCCUGUCCACAAGCUGCUGGGAGAGCUCUAUAUACUAAAUGUGAAUAAUAUCCAAGAGACUUGCCAGAAGAAUGCUGCCUCAGCCUUGGCUGUGGGACGGAGGGACCUCGUACAGGUUUGGUCACUGGCCAUGGUAGCCACUGAUCUGUGUCUUGGACCAAAGUCUGACCCAGAUUUGGAGAUACCUUGGGCACAGCAUCCAUUUGGACGUCAAUUACUGGAGUCCCUGCUGGCUCAUUACUCUCAGCUCCACGAUGUGCAGACCCUGGCCAUGCUCUGCAGUGUGUUUGAAGCCCAGUCCAGGCUACAGGGGUGCCCAAACUCUGGCCCCUUUCCUCCUCGUGCCUCCAACCUGGCCUCCCACAGCCGAUAUCCCAGCUUUACUUCCUCUGGUUCCUGUUCCAGCAUGUCAGAUCCUGGACUUGGCACCGGAGGCUGGAGCAUAGCAAACAAAGACACAGAGCAGGCCUCCACUCCCUGGUGUGAGUCUUCUCCGGAUGACUUCCGCUAUGGAAACCUUACGUAUCCCGAUCAUCGUGAGCGUGAGAAAGACCAGCAUGAGAAGAACAAAAGGCUCCUGGAUCCCGCCAACACUCAGCAAUUUGAUGACUUCAAGAAGUGCUAUGGAGAAAUCCUUUACCGCUGGGGCCUGCGAGAGAAGAGGGCUGAGGUUCUCAAGUUUGUCUCUUGUCCUCCCGAUCCCCACAAAGGAAUUGAGUUCGGCGUGUACUGCAGCCACUGCCGCAGCGAGGUGCGCGGUACCCAGUGCGCCAUCUGCAAGGGCUUCACCUUCCAGUGCGCUAUCUGUCACGUGGCGGUGCGAGGCUCCUCCAACUUCUGCCUGACGUGUGGACACGGGGGCCACACCAGCCAUAUGAUGGAGUGGUUUCGCACACAGGAGGUGUGCCCUACGGGCUGCGGGUGCCACUGCCUGCUCGAGAGCACCUUUUGAGCAGAGCUGACAUCUCGUGAGCUGCACUUAAUCUUUAAAUUCCCAAAUGAUGGUGAAUCAGCUUUCCUCCACAGUGUGUUUGGAGAAGAUGCCACAGGGAGAUUAAGCAGGAUGUCCUGAUGAUGCACUGCAGUGAUGUAUACAAGUGCUUCCAAUAUUCCUACACUUGUUGCUUUCAGACUGAUUUGACCAAAUUCCCUGUGUCCAUUGCUGGCAAUAGAUGCCAGUCCAAAAAAAUUUACUCCCUUCUGCAAAAGGGUGUAUGAAUAUUUGCUAGUCUUCAUGGAGAUGAAGAGGUGUUAAAAAGCUUCUUUGGAAAGGACUCUCAUGGCAGAGCCAAACUUUCUUCAACUGCAUAGUGUCUCUACAGGGACUCCAAGGGAGCCAAAUAGUUAAAGCAGAAAUAAUUCACAAGCAGCAGUGAGCUCUAAAGGCAAACUGUGAACUGGGCUUAGAGAACAAACAGUCCAUAGGACUGCUCGGAGUCGCUUUAGGAAGCAAUAAGGUGGGGUUAUUUUUUGAAUGGCUGUUUAUAUUUAUUAGAUUAUCCCAUAAAGCAAGAGUAAAAUCCUGGAAAGUGACAUUUUUAGGAUUACUUCCUAAAUAGCUUCCCUAUCACGGGUCUGUACCUGUACCUGGUGUGUAAAGCCCCACCGUGUGCCCAGGGUCACUGGGAUUAGUUCCUUUCUUCCAGCAGUUUUAGUCCUGUUACUCUUAAAGUAUCUCCAUCUGCUGCUCUGACCUGGUGAUAUAAUGCACUUUAACUUGCCUGUCCCUGCCUUGUCAGUGAUGCUGCCUUUUGAUUCUGGGGUUCAUGCAGCAUUUCCAUGGAUGGUGGCACCUGAGAUGGUUUCAGAAAGCCUUUGCUUCCCUACUGAGCUUGCUCCAUGCAACUCCUUUUGACUGUUUUCUCCACACUCUAUGAGGAACAUCUGUGAAUAAGUUGAGGUUUGCUGAGGGUGUGCUUGAGUGGCAAGGCUUCUGAGAUGGGGAUCAAUUUUUAGGGGAAAAGGGGUUUUGGAAGGGUGGUGGGAUUCAUGGACACAAAAGGUUUGUGCCUUUUCUCCCUGUGGAGCUUCAAUAGCAGAAUGUACUGGAUUUAUCUGUCUGUUUGGGGCUGUGCCCGUGGGCACUCCCAUCCCAGGGAUGCUGCUGUGUGGUUGUGUGCAUGGCCUGUGCACCCCGAGCUCUCCUGAGUAGGCUUCAGCCUCAGCUUUGGCUUUGGGCAAAUGCAUGGUGAGGGAUGAACCCACUGGAGUUACUGCCAUGCCAUGCCAGCACUGAUCCCAAUUUCCUGUGCUUUGCCUGUUGCACGGGGCCACGUGCUGUGCCUGAUCCCAGCCUUUGUGCCAGCUUUGCUGUGGAAUAAACAGAUGGGUGUAUCUGAAAACAUUAAACCAUUAAAGAUAUUUUUAAAGUGA